Molecule: messenger RNA, 3348 nt
Organism: Cannabis sativa
Lineage: Eukaryota; Viridiplantae; Streptophyta; Magnoliopsida; Rosales; Cannabaceae
Product: probable protein S-acyltransferase 19
Exons: 9
Coding region: 756-2960 (734 amino acids)
Biological process (GO): peptidyl-L-cysteine S-palmitoylation; protein targeting to membrane
Cellular component (GO): endoplasmic reticulum; Golgi apparatus
Molecular function (GO): protein-cysteine S-palmitoyltransferase activity
Source: RefSeq, a predicted model, not a curated record
UCUUUCUCAACUCAUUCCAACUCACUCCGACUCCACUCUGUCAACGCCUUUCUUUUUCUAUUAUUUAUUAUUUAUUAUUAUUUUAAUAAAUAAAAAUAUCAAAUAACGCUUUCCUCUUUUGUCAUUUCUUCUUCUUCUUCUUCUUCUAUUCUCCAUCACACCACUUACUUCUUCUUCCUCUUAUUCUUUCUUACUUUGGACUAUUCACCCUUACUUCAUAUCAUAUUAUAUAUGUAUGUAUCACAUUCUGGGCCAGCCAGGCGAGAACUGCAACGCUAAUCAAUUUAUUAUUUUAUUACUUUUUUUUUUUUUUAUUUUACGUGAUGAGUGAGAUACCAGAAUUGAUUUAGUCAACUUCUUCUUCUUCUUCUUCUGCAUUACUUCUUUCUGGUUUUUAACUUCAUUUUCCACUUUUUGCAAAGUCAUGUUGCUUUCUUUUAUAGUAUUUUAAUUAAUAUAUAUUCGGGUUUUUUUUUUUUGGUAUUAUCUGGUGACAAUCGAGGCUGUCCGGGUACCAUUUUAUGUGAUUGUCGCUCCUUUUUCUUUUUUGGAUGCCUUUUUGGUUCCUUGAAAAUUAAUUUUGUUUUUGGCAUUUUGGUUUUUGCAGAGAGAGCCAAACAUUAACUCUCUCUCUCUCUCUAGCGGUUUCACAACAUUAACUCUUAACUACUAUCUUUUAACUCUCUCUCAUUCACACACACAGACACUCUGGUUAGGUUUUUGGGUUGUGGAAUUUUUGUCUGAAUUGAGCAGUUAUGGUCCGUAAACAUGGAUGGCAGCUACCUGCUCACACCUUUCAGGUUGUUGCCAUCACCGUAUUCUGCUUGUUAGUGGUUGCAUUCUAUGCUUUCUUCGCUCCUUUCCUUGGAGGCCGCAUCUGGGAGUAUGUUUUGAUCGGGAUCUACUCUCCAGUGGCACUCCUUGUUUUCAUUCUUUAUGUUCGGUGUACGGCAAUAAACCCUGCAGACCCUAGCAUUAUGUCUAAUUGGGACAGUAGAACAAAAAAUAAACUGAACACGGAUCAUGGGCUAUCAGCGAAAGACAUGCCUAGGAAAUUUGAUGGAAUUGCCAUUGGGGAGCAUUCUUCCCCAUCAAUGGCUUCUCGAAGUUCUAUGGGAGGGGAUAAUUCCAGUAAGAAAGGUUCAUUUGGAGAACUAGGAAGUGUAGAUAAUCAAGUGGAACCUACAAAGAGAACGUCCUGUUGUAUUGGCGGUGAAGUCCUCUGUGCAGUGUUUGUUCAUGAAGAUUGCCGAAAACAAUAUGCGGCUACUGAGCAGCAAGGGGGUGAAGAAGCUUUGUUCUGCACACUCUGCAAUGCUCAGGUCUGCAAAUUCAGCAAACACUGUAGAAGUUGUGAUAAGUGUGUGGAUGGUUUUGAUCACCAUUGUCGGUGGCUUAACAAUUGUGUGGGGCGCAAGAAUUAUGCAACUUUUAUUUGUCUAAUGGCCAUUAGUCUUGUUUGGCUUGUUAUUGAAGCUGGAGUUGGAAUUGCUGUCUUGGUGCUUUGCUUUGUUAAUAAGAAAAAUAUGGAGACUGAAAUUAUUGAGAGACUUGGAAAUGGCUUUACUCGUCCCCCAUUUGCAACAGUUGUGGCUGUGUGUACUGCAGUUUCCAUGCUUGCAUGCAUACCUUUGGGUGAACUUUUCUUCUUCCACAUGAUACUUAUACGCAAGGGUAUUACAACAUAUGAAUAUGUUGUGGCAAUGAGAGCCAUGAGUGAGACACCUGGUGCAGCAAAUUUGGACGAGGAAUUUGCAAAUAUUCUGUACUCUCCUACAGGAUCUGCCACCACAGGCUUGAGUGGUGGGAGUUCUUUGAGUCUGCACUACAAGGGAGCAUUUUGUACUCCUCCAAGGGUAUUUGUGGAUUAUCAGGAUGAAGUCCUGCCCCAGUUGGAGCCAGGAAUGGUACCAUCAACAGUCGAUCCAGAUGCAACUGGAAUUGCAGAAAGGGAGCAGAGGGUUCCAAAAAAGCCUGUUCGUAUCAGUGCAUGGGACCUUGCAAAGCUGGAUAGAAAUGAGGCCAAGAGAGCCGCAGCCAAAGCCAGGGCAUCAUCCUCUGUUUUGCGGCCAGUUGAUAGUCGUCAGCUACCUGAUCCUGAAUACAGCUCCAGCAGCAACAUGAGUGUUAGGAGUAGUGUAAGCACUGAUACAGGAGUGAAUAAAGAGUUGAAAGGUGACUUCAGGUUAUCUCCAUUGGGAAAUUCUUUUGCUCUGAGUCAAGGUAGCCGGGAUGAGUAUGAAACUGGUACUCAAAGCAUGAGUAGCUUCAGCAGUCCAAGCCAUGUCCAUGAAGCAGUCACUCUUAGCCCUCUUCCACAGCGUCCUGGUUUGGGUCGUUCUGUUCCAGCUCCGUCCAUACCUGGCUUGAUUCCUGAUCGUUCUUCGAUUUCAAAGGCAAUUUUUCCAAAUGUUAAACUACAAACAUCUCAACCUCUUGGAUUUGAUGAGAAGAUAAUGCAAAAGGGUGGUAGUAGUGAUCCACUAUUGCUUUCAGCACCAGCUACGUCACUUCUCCGAGAUGUUAGAAGGACAUCUGUUGUUUGGGACCAAGAAGCAGGGAGAUAUGUCUCAGUUCCUGUGGCAGCUUCAGAUGCUCGGACGAGACCAUCCUUACAAAUAGGAGUCAGCAACUCUAAUGCUGAAGCUAGCAGUUAUAGCAGGAAGCCAGUUGUUCCACCUCCACAAGAGUCUUCGUCUUCUGCAGUAAGGCCUCCACUACAAGCAACAGAGAAACUAACGUACACAGGAGACUCGAUAUUCUUUGGGGGUCCGCUUUUGAGUGUCCCGUUCAGGGAUGGUCCUAAAAAUGAAAAGGGGUCUGGCUCAAGAGAAGGACAAGAAAGGGUGGGAACGAACUUCUUCAAUGAGUCUAGAAUCAAACGGGAUUCCAACUCAAACCAACUUCCGGUGUUUGUUCCGGGGGGCUUUAACCAUAACUCUGGGUCUGGGUUAAAAUAGCUUUUAAACUAAUGAUUUGAAAUGCCAAGGUGCAAGCAAACUGAAAUGCCCCCAUUUGUUCCUCUGCAACGUUGAUCAGGGAAGAGGGCCAUUGAAAUUGAAGAAACCUUAUAGAGAUGUUCUUUAUUCAUGAAACCUUGUCCAACCUGUUGAAAAAAACACAGCCUCAUGUUGUUACAGCAAUUUUUUUUGUUUGUAAUGAAUCUCUGACUGGUCAAUGCUGUCUUUUGGGGAACUCUGUGAGUGAGGAGGUGACAUUGUAUUGUUUAUAACUAAAUUGUAGGCAAAAGUUUAGUGUUAUUUUUUGUAGGUGGAUUCGCUGUAUUUUAGUUAUGUGGAUAGAGACAGUUUUCCAGGCAACAUAACAUAAGACCAACAUUUCAGAAGA